GAGAGUUAAGAUCGAAUGGAUUUUAACAUUGAAAUACGUAAGAAACAGCUAGAUAAUUUGGAUCAGCUUAUAUCUUCGUCCAGGAGUAGAAUCCAGUCAGUGCUGAGCUACCUGGACUGGACGCAAGAAAACGUCGAAAAAGGGGACCCUUUGGUACAAUGUCCUGUCAAUCCUCAUCACAGGAUUCAUCCUAAAUCUUGGACCGAACAUAUUGAAAAAUGUGUUGUUCAAAUUGAAGGAUACUCUUCAAACAGUCAAUUUUUAUCGGAGUCUCUUGAUAAUCCUACUCAGUCAAUAUACAUAGAUCGCAAUAAAAAAAUUGAACUCAUCACCAAAGAACUGGCAGAAAAGGGCGCCCUAAGAUUAGCCUGGAAUGGAUUAGAUCCCGACCCAAGGACUUCAGAUAGAUUAAUUUCGACUUUUUCUCCCGAUGAAAGAUUAAUUUUUUACAACUACACGGUUCAGAAUACAGAAGGCCCCCCUUCACCACCUGAAUUCACAACGCUAUAUGACAAAAAACACGAUGAGGAGAAGCCUCUUACUUACGAGGAAAUCUUGGCCCAAGAGCGAGACUCCAAAAGGAGAAGGGCCAAGUAUAAGUCGGUUCAUAUCAAUCGUAAAAACCAUACAGAAGUGAUCAGAGAAGUGAUAAAUGGACAAAUGGGAGAAUACAAAGAGUGGUUACUAGCGAAAGAUCAAACUAAAGAUAAUAAGGAGUGUAAUAAUGGUGUUCAUGACGACAAAAAGGAAGAAAUUGAACGUCCACACUCCUCUACUAGUAGAAAUUCAAGCAGUUCUAGAAGCACCAAUAGGAAGUAUGACAGACAUAGAGAUGAACGCGAUAGAAGUAGGAAGCGUUAUGUCAGGUCCAGAAGUCGAGAAAGGAGUUACAGGAGCGAAGACAGGAAUUGUGAAGAAAGGAGAAAUAGAAGAAAUCGCUCAGGGGAAAGAAGACGCUCACGAGAACGAGAUAGGAGACAUUCAAGGGACAGAAGUAGACGUAGUUUCAGUGACGUAAGGAGACGUUGAAGGUAAUUUUGUAAGUUUUCGUCGAUUUGCGAAAGUGUUCCGUUUGAAUUUUAUAAUAAAUAAAAAAUAUUAAACAGCUAAA
Tribolium castaneum (red flour beetle) is the source of this 1111-nucleotide messenger RNA. RefSeq names its product U11/U12 small nuclear ribonucleoprotein 48 kDa protein. NCBI's taxonomy places the organism in Eukaryota, Metazoa, Arthropoda, Insecta, Coleoptera, Tenebrionidae. The coding region runs from base 16 to 1029 and encodes 337 amino acids. The transcript is spliced from 5 exons. The record is from RefSeq and is a predicted model, not a curated record.